This is a messenger RNA of Linderina pennispora, 975 nucleotides long. RefSeq lists its product as uncharacterized. Gene Ontology annotation, biological process: glutathione metabolic process. NCBI's taxonomy places the organism in Eukaryota, Fungi, Kickxellomycota, Kickxellomycetes, Kickxellales, Kickxellaceae. The coding region runs from base 44 to 826 and encodes 260 amino acids. The record is from RefSeq and is a predicted model, not a curated record. Gene Ontology annotation, molecular function: glutathione transferase activity. The transcript has 2 exons.
UGGAGAUGGGAUGGGUGCAUACGAGCAAAAUAAAGGGUAAACCAUGGGGAAUCAGCUAUUUAAGGCAAGCCAUUCAGCCUGGCUGUGUCUCACUCAAGGCUCUCUUCUGCAACCGAACAAACUACAGCCCCGUUUUACCAAGCAUAUUCAAGUCGCCAUGUCUACUCAAGACUCGCUGUCCUAUACCCUCCGCUACUUUGACCUGCAGGGUAUCAGCGAGACCAUUCGGCUGCUGCUUACUGUGAAGGGGGUCGAGUGGACCGAGGAACAUCCCGAGUGGCCAGUGACAAAGGCCGACCAGCCGCUUGGCCGCCUACCUGUCCUGCUCGAGAAGAACAGCGACGGCGAGGUUGUGUUUGAGCUCACCGAGUCGAUGGUCAUCGAGAGGUACCUUGCGCACAAGUACGGACUCCUUCCGACUGAGCUGCAGGCAUCAGCACGGCAAGAGCAGCUGCGUGACCAGUUCGUUGACCUCCAGAACGCAGCUUUUGACUACCAUUUUUCUGAUGGCGACUUCAAAGACAAUCUGAAGAAGAUGUUCGGCGAGCUAGCAGGCUACUUGAUCAAGUUCCACACCAAGGCGCUGCAAGCGAACGGAAACAACGGCCACUAUGUCGGCGACUCGAUCUCAUACGCUGACAUUGCUCUGUACGCGUUCCUCAGGUUUAUCAGGUCCCAGUCGAAGGUCAAGAACGACGGCUUCUCUAGCUACUUUGAGCCAGAAAAGGUGCCCGAGUUUGCCAAGGUUGUUGCUGCCGUCGAGGCUGAGCCUGCGCUCGAGAGAUACCUUACCCAGGAUGUCAGGAAAGCAACAUAUAUGUGGUAGUUUUCAGGCUGUAAGGUCUGUGCCCUUAGUGCCUGGCCAGAAUCCAUCAUCUACCUAGUUUUGAAUAUUUCCGCAGCAUGCCACCACUUUAUUGCCCUUCAGGAAGACCAUGAUGUGCAGUCUUCGUGGGAAAGCACACCAACCUCGCC